GGUGCUGCUUGCCUUAGUUGUACUAGUUUGUUGUAAACUUUUGUUGUUUGAAAUUAGCAUUUAUUUAAUUUUCUUACUAAAUUCUUGUUGCAUCAUCACUUGGCUGAAGUUCUACACUUGUCUAUGACCAUGGAGCCUCCUGAUAAGCAACUCUUCUCAGUAAAUUCAACUACUGGUACUGCUGAACAAGCGUUCGAAAGUUACGAGUCUCCUGCUACUCUUCACUUAGGUGGCCAAUGCUCCAACAUCUAUCAGACUCAAGCCAGUGGUGUUGAUCCAGCUAAUACUUUUUGCCAAGACAAUUAUUACUAUUCCAAAAUUCCCAAUAACAAUUAUCCUGGAAACAUGUUUGGCACGUUUUUGAACUCUCCAAUUGUUUACAAUGGAAGAGCAGAUUCCUCUUCCCUUGCUUACUCCAACCCUGCUUUACCUUAUGGGUAUGUAAGUGGAGCACCUCCAGCCUACAGUCUACCUAGACCAGAGUUUUAUGGCUAUUCUGAGUCUUAUGUGAGCCCUCUGGCCCAUGACAACAUGAGAGCUAACGUUUCUCAAAGUAGUUUUGGUACUUUGUCUAAUGGGACCACUUACUAUUGCUCUCCUCCACCUGCUGACCAAUUAAAUUGGAAAGCUGUUACAGAACCUGCCCUAAGCAGUGCUGCCUCAAUGUCCAAGGUUGACUGCUCUAAUGACACUGCCGUGUUUAGUAAUGCACAUAACACACCGGCUACUGUAAUACCUGAUAAAGUUGAUGCAGAUGUUAGUCAAGUUUCUGUAGGUACCUCAGCAGCUUUUCCCAGUACCACUGCUGAGGUAUCAGCUCAGCUUGACAUGACGAUCAAGAUUAAUAUGAAAGCUCCUCACACAAAUCUUAAUUCAAUUUCUGGUGAUACCUCGCAAGGCUAUCAACAAAGUUGCAAUUACAAUAGCAACCACACUAGAGGUCCUAGGGGAGAAAACCAUGCUGGUACAAUCAGAAGAGAUAAUUUUGAUUAUAGCAGAGGUCAAGGUCGGGUAACAAGAAGUGCAAGAGGUGGUUAUCGCGGACGUGGUCGUUCUAAUGCCCAAUAUUGUGAGAACCGUGUACCCAUUGAUGAAGAGGAAGAAAUGCAAAAAGGCCGGAGAGCAGCUUUGGCAGAAGCUGCAGCAUUCAUGUCUUCUCAAAAGCCCAACAACAACUUAUCCUCAAACAUGCCCAGAGGACAAAGGAGUUUUGCUAAUAGUAAUGGAUCACGUGGUGGUAGAGAAAAAUUUGACAGAGAGCAAGAGAGACAUAGAAAUAAUGUUCGUCAAGGCGUAAGUAACCACGACGCCAUGCUACCCAGUGGAUUUGAAGAUCAAGCUGACAGGGGGAACAGGAGAGGUAAAGGCCGUGGUGGUAGGAGAGGCAGACAAGAAGAAUUUUCUGAGCAAGAAAGAAGAUAUGGAUAUGACAAAGAAUACAAAACAAGACAGGACUUGGAACGAUACAGAGAUGCAGCUGGCAGGAAAAAUAUCUUUAAGUCUGAGAGUAGAAGUCAACAGUCAUCUGAACUUGAAGAUGGAAAGCAACCUCAGCCACAUAGUGCUCAGAUUCCUGGACACCGUAUGCCAUCAAGGCCUCUCACGUUCUCCUCAAGCAGAGUAGACACUGAAGAAGAUCGAAGAAACCAGCGUGAGCAGCUCAUUGAGAUGCUAAGACGUGGCACGUACGAAUGCAUUGUUUGUUGUGACCGCAUCAAACCUCAGCAUGCGAUCUGGUCAUGCUCCACCUGCUUCAAUUGCUUCCACCUUGGCUGCAUCAAGAAAUGGGCUAAUUCUUCACAGCAAGUAGGAGAAUCAGGAUGGCGUUGCCCAACUUGCAAUGAUCAGAACACGUCUCGUCCCAACACCUACAAGUGCUUCUGUGGCAAACUGCGUGAACCCGAGUACAACCACGUGGACAUCCCCCAUUCAUGUGGGGAGCUGUGCGGCCGUCGUAAAGACGAGUGGUGCACCCACAAGUGCAAUGAACUCUGCCAUCCUGGCCCCUGCCCGCCAUGCAUGGCAUACAUCAAAAAGAGCUGCGGAUGUGGAGCCCUCACCAAGGACGUGCGAUGCAGCGGCGGCAGUGAGACUCUGCUGUGUGGAGGCAUCUGUGGUAAACAGCUUUCCUGUACAGCGCAUACCUGUCCUCUGCCCUGCCAUGCUGGUCCUUGUGCAGACUGUAAAAUUGAAGUAGUACAGACUUGCCACUGCACUCAGAGCUCUCGGACGGUGAAGUGUGACAGUGAGAGUCACGUUGUUGCGUCAUAUGAAUGUGGCAAAGUCUGUGACAAGCUUUUGGACUGUGGUCACCACAAGUGUAAACGGCUGUGCCAUGAAGGUGAUUGUGAUGAGUGCUUUUUAACUGUUGAUAAAGUCAACUCUUGUCCUUGUGGCAAAAAGCCAUUACAGGAAUUGUAUGAUGAACUUCAAGUGGGAGAUGAAUCCAAAACUGACGGAAAGAACCUUAGUAAAACUCCGACCUCAGGAAUCAACCAAAAUGAGAAUGAAGACCAGCUAGAUUUGAAUUAUUUAUCUAAUGAAGAAGAAUCUAAGGAUAUAGUAGAUUCCAAAACUGUUGUUGGGCGACAAAAAUGCACAGAUCCUAUCCCAACUUGUGGAUCAGAAUGCGGUAAAAGGCUGCUUUGUGGCAAGCCAGGAUCUUUCCACUUGUGUGCGGCUAAAUGUCAUGAAGGGCCAUGUCCUGUAUGUUCCCUCAACACUCCAGUGCGAUGUCGCUGCGGCAACAUGGACAAAAAUUUGCCAUGUGAGAAGCUCACAACUAAAGCUGAUGAAGUUACGUGCCAAAAGCAGUGUAAGAAACUGCGUUUCUGUGGGCGUCACAAGUGUGGCAUCAAAUGCUGUAUUGAUGUAGAUCAUGUGUGCCCCCUGAAAUGCGGCAAGUGGCUGUCUUGUGGCAAACACAAGUGCAGUCAGGAUUGCCAUCGAGGAUCAUGCUACAAAUGUCCAGAGGUUUCAUGGGACGACCUGAGUUGCCACUGCGGCAGCUCCUCCAUACCAGCCCCCAUACCCUGUGGCACCAAGCCUCCUCUCUGUGGAAACCCGUGUCAGCGACCGCGUGCCUGUGAGCAUCCAGCGUCUCACGAGUGUCAUCCUGAGCAGACUUGCCCCCCGUGUACCACUCUGGACGAGAAGCCCUGCUUCGGCAAACAUAAGAUGAUGCGCAGCACGCCCUGUUAUCUAACGGCCAUCUCUUGCGGCGAGCUGUGCGACGCGCCCCUACGUUGCGGUCUCCACAAAUGUCAGCGCAUUUGCCACGACGGCGCCUGCAUCACAGGCAGUGGCUCUUGCCCCCAGAAGUGCACCAAGCCACGUCCAGGCUGUGGGCAUCCUUGCAACAACCCUUGCCACUCUGGCGAGUGUCCUACUAACAACUGCAAGGAAACCGUGACGGUAUCAUGCAAGUGUGGCACGCGCACCUCCGUCAUUUCUUGCGCUGAGAACGAGCGCGAGUACCGAGCUAUGGCUUCAGUGAAGCUCGCGCAGAUGCAGCACGGCAACUCAGGGGUCUCUGUGGACCUUAGCAACAUCCUGGGCCCCAGCAAGGACAGCCUCAAGAGACUCGAGUGCAACGAUGCAUGUCACGCCAAAAACCGCAUGACCAGGCUGGCGCUCGCCCUUCAGAUAGAGAACCCCGAGUCACGGAAUAGUUUAGGCACAUCUGCCACGACCUUAGCUUUCAGUGACUUCCUCAAGAAUAUGGCCAAUAAAGAUCCCCAGUUUGCUAGCAUGGUCCACAAAGCGCUCUACGACCUCGUCCUAAAAGCCAGAGAUUCCAAGCAGAAGACCCGUAGCCACUCGUUCGCGCCGAUGCCGAGCCAAAAGCGUCAGUUCAUCCACGAGUACAGCAAGUUCUUCGGGUGCACCUCAAUGUCGUAUGACGAGGAGCCCAAGAAGAACGUCGUGGUUACUGCCCAACGCGGCAUGGACGAUACCGCCCUUGGCCACCCUGCUCUCAGAAUAUCAUGUUGUUAUGAGAACCGCAACCAGACGUUCAGGACCCAAACUGUGCGUGAAGGUCUCCUCACUAGUGAGGCUGCAGGACGUGGAGGUGCAAGUGGCAACGGCGGCUUGAAGAAACUCGAGCGGCGCGGCAGCUCAGGAAAGGACGAACCUAAACCCGUCAUCGACUAUUUCGACUUUGACGACUGA
Molecule: messenger RNA, 4173 nt
Organism: Hyalella azteca
Lineage: Eukaryota; Metazoa; Arthropoda; Malacostraca; Amphipoda; Hyalellidae
Product: transcriptional repressor NF-X1
Exons: 10
Coding region: 124-4173 (1349 amino acids)
Biological process (GO): negative regulation of transcription by RNA polymerase II
Cellular component (GO): nucleus
Molecular function (GO): DNA-binding transcription factor activity, RNA polymerase II-specific; zinc ion binding; RNA polymerase II transcription regulatory region sequence-specific DNA binding
Source: RefSeq, a predicted model, not a curated record